Messenger RNA from Anopheles coustani, 1230 nucleotides. Its product is annotated as prostaglandin reductase 1-like. The record is from RefSeq and is a predicted model, not a curated record. The transcript has 2 exons. Gene Ontology annotation, molecular function: 2-alkenal reductase [NAD(P)H] activity; 15-oxoprostaglandin 13-reductase [NAD(P)+] activity. Gene Ontology annotation, biological process: prostaglandin metabolic process. Gene Ontology annotation, cellular component: cytoplasm. The coding region runs from base 119 to 1108 and encodes 329 amino acids. NCBI's taxonomy places the organism in Eukaryota, Metazoa, Arthropoda, Insecta, Diptera, Culicidae.
CAGGUUUUUCGUGCAGGGUAGAUGCUUGCCGAUCCCAUUAUCAACGCUGAUUCCAAUGGUUUCCUCUCUUGACAUUAUAUUAGAGCGUUGGUAGCAGUACAAGGAACCGGCCGCAAUCAUGUACACGACGAAGAAAUGGAUCUACGCGAAACCGUUCGUUAACGAGCCAACGUUGGACAAUUUCCAGCUAGUGGAAGAAGCCGUACCGGAGCUAGCCGAUGGAGAGUUUAUGAUUCGUGCCAUGUACCUGAGCGUCGAUCCGUACCAGCGUAUCUAUAUGCUGUCCGUCCCGGUCGGGAGCACCAUGAUCGGGGGCCAGGUUGGCCAGGUGAUUGCGAGCAAGAACAGCGCGUUCCCGGUCGGCUCGUACGCCUUCGCGCAAGUUGGCUGGAGCACGAUCUCCGUAUGCGAUCCGGCCAAGUUUGAAACGCGCAAACCGUACGUGCUGCCCGACCUGCACGGCCUGCCCCUGUCGCUUGGGGCCGGCGCACUCGGAACCGUCGGCAAUACGGCGUACUUUGGGCUGCUGGAAAUCUGCAAUCCCCAGCCGGGCGAAACGGUGGUCGUGAGCGGUGCGGCCGGAGCGGUCGGCAGUAUGGUGGGCCAGAUCGCCAAGAUCAAAGGGUGCCGGGUGGUCGGCAUCGCCGGAUCGGACGACAAAUGCCGGUGGCUGCGGGAGAUCGGGUUCGACGCAACCAUCAACUACCGGACGGACGAUAUAAAGGAGGCGCUGGCGCGUGCGGCCCCGGACGGCGUCGAUUGCUACUUCGACAACGUGGGCGGCCAGACGUCCGCCAUCGUGAAGGGGCAGAUGAAGAAGUUCGGCCGCAUUUCGGUGUGCGGCACCAUUUCGAUGUACAACAGCGAGCCGGCGAAGGUGGUCGAUCCGCAGCUGGACUUUGUCUGGAAGCAGUUGAUGCAGGAGGGGUUCAGUGUGCACCGGUGGACAGAUCGCUGGUUCGAGGGGGUGACGCAGAACCUGCAGUGGAUUCUGGACGGCAAAAUGCAGUACCGUGAAACGGUCACCGACGGAUUCGAGAACAUGCCCGCCGCCUUUAUCGAUAUGCUUAAGGGGGGCAACAUUGGGAAAGCGGUUGUUAAAGUUUGAACUAUAUACAAGCGGUGUUUGAAUAACCAUCGUUCCAUUUCGCAUUUUUUUUCCAUCCGAAAAAUCUCGGAAAGCCUACCAAUGCUCGAUUGUGGACAGGCGGGAACAGACAGCCGGAAGAU